AUGACGGAUUUAAAAAGACACGGCACUCGGUAGCUUUAUUUUUGAUGUAACAGACUGUUCAGAAUUUUUAAAAAGGCGACCCCAAAUGGGAAGGUUCGUUGUUUUCUAUCCCACUAUUAGUUUCUUUUUCAGCUAACUGUCUAUCUCGGAAAAAGGGACUUUAUUGACCAUCUCUCGGACGUGGAUCCCAUUGGUAUUUGAGUACUCUUAUUCUGUGAUCGUCUGGUUUUUCUAUGCCACUUUCGUUUUUUGAAAAAGGAAAUACUAUGUUCCCAGAGUCCGUCCGCACCACCGUUUCUCUACGUUUCCGACUGUGUUUAUGUCGUGCUCAUUCCCGAUGUUCUGCCUCGUCACACAAGACGAUCACUGCAAUUUUCUGUCUAAUAUUAAGCAUCUGGAUAGACGACAUACCUAGAUAGUUGUCCAGGACACCGACCGUCAUAGUAUCAAUAUUUUGACAGUCUGACUUCUCGUUGUAAACUGAGGCUCCGCUUCCCGUGCUUUUAAGCACGCAUGUAUUGCCUUUAACUGGAACGUCCUAAAUCCCGUUUUGAAUCAACCAUGUGCUUUAUCAUUUAACAACAAGAUUUUAGUAUCAGUUCUAGCUUUUAAGCUCCUUUAUUUCCCAGGCAACUGCAUUCCGAAUUUUCGCAUCUCUCCCCUAGAGGGUGUUGUGCUACUCGACCCAGAAUAUGUUCACGGACGCAAGGUCUUCGUUCACCUUCUCUGUGCACUUCGCCAUGGAAAAGAAGAUGAUGUCUUUGGUCUCAACUGUCAUCGGAAUUUAUUCCUUAAAAUCAAACAGGUGUAUCCGGUCAAUUGCGACGCCACGUCUCACCCCGGUCAUUCAAAUGAUUAUCAUACCAAUGACUGCUGCUCUAGUGCUGAUGACAAUCAAGUUAGCACCGUUGGGCCAGUUCCAGAAUUUCGUCAAAUAACGCGACUACAGGAACGUCUCUUGCGAAAACUUGGCCCAAACACGUAUCCAUUUUCCUUUGAGGUAAUUUCUCUUACUUGCGGUGGCACUCUGAAUUUUACUACUGUCCUUUUUGCCUUUUGUUUCUCCAGACCUCGCCCGUUUUUACUUGAGACUUUAUGCAAUCAGCAAUGCCUAAAUUUUCAGGGCUGCAAUUCCUUCAGAAAUAUCCUUUUGAAAUAGUGCUUGCUCGAUGGUGCCUAGUAUCACAGCACACUUUCCAACUUGAAAUAAUUAAAUAUAUCAACUAAUUUCCUAGUACUUUGAGCUUUUAAUGUUUCACAGGUAUUACUCGCUGAAAUCCACAUAGUGGUUACCCAAAUAUCCGGGUGUUUAUUUGUCUCGCAUUUACAUAUCUUUAGUUUAUAUUGACCCAACUGUGAAAAACAGCACCUCGAAGGGAUCCGAGCAAAAGACAGCAUGGAGAAGGCUUUAGUAUAGCCAACGCUCUAGCUACCUGAGCUACGGGUUUCGUAGUCUAGAUGGCUAGGGCGUUGGUUGUACUAAAGGCUUCCCCUUUCUGCCGUGUGUUCGAAUGUGAUCAAGGCGCCGAGUUUUUCACAGUUGGGCCAGUAUGGACUACUCAAAAUUUGUCAAAACAUCUAUGAAUUACGUGAACCCGGUAGUUAUCUGGUGGAUUCUAGGUCGAUUACUUAGGAAAUCCUGCUUGGGCAGUCAGCUUUCUCUAUCAGAUUUGGUGGAUUCCAGACUUUGCAGUAGGUUGGGCGAGUAGCUUGACCCAAAUGUGGCUAAAUUCACGCCACCGGCUGGAGUCUCGUAACUCAGGUGGCUAGAGUUUUGACUGUACUUAAGCCUUCCCCUUGCAGUUGUGGGUUCGAAUCCCACCGAGUCGCCGAGUUUUCACAGUUGAGUCAACAUGAAUUAUUAAAAAUCUGCCAAAACAUCUAUGGAAUACCUCUAGUUAUCAUAUUUGCUAGGACCGAUUCCUCCGUUAUAUUUUCUUAGAAAAAAAGUUAGUCACUAAAAGACUUCUGGCUAUAGUUUGCCUUGCUUACUUAUUGUCCAUUGUCUCCCUCUGCAUACCUUAGAAAUUGAAAGUUUGAUCUUUUUUCGUAAUGGCCGCCGUUGAUCUUCAGCGGCUUAGCUUAGAAAUGUCAUGGAGGACAACACUACCCAAGGCUAUUUGCACUCAAUCGUCUGCACUUAGUUAAAACAUUCGAACCGAGAAACUUCACGCUCCUAGUUGUCCUUACAUUUUUCACGAUAAAUUGCAUCAGCAUUAUCGCUGUGGUCUGUUUUAGAAAAAUUUAUAUAAUGUUCAAUCCACAGGCAUCGCAACCUAGAUUUGUACAUACUGUUCGCUAGUCGUUUGUUUUCUAUCUUCUCAUAUCUUGCACCAGGAGCAUGCCAUCGCCCUUUCUUUGUCUUUGCGAUAUUUUGGUGUUUCACUCUAGCCCUAUAACAAGAAGGAUUUGAGGUGUCGGCGUUACUCGCCGGGCUGCAGUUGGUUUUCAGUCACAUGUAUGGGUAGGAUCGCUGGUGGCUAGAACAAGGCUGAUUCGUAUGUCGGACGGCUUUACUGCAAUAGAGCACAGUCUGUUAAGGUCUCGAGGGGUCGGUUGCAAGAGCUGGGCCCUCAAUGACCAUAGCCCCCAUUUUACAAACGUCAACCUUCACUCCCAUUCCUUUUGUGAACAGAAAUUCAAUUCGUUACCAUUUCCCCUUAAACCUCACACCUCGCCAACACUGCCAGUGUUGCCAGUAGUCACUGGUGGUCGUCAGCGACUUACCCAGAGUAGUUAACCGUGGACUUGUGUGAUGAUAAGGCGGCUCCGCAGGUUUGGCGAUUACGCUACUUCAAGGUGCAAAUAAAUGACAAGCGAGUUUCUAAGAUCGCAAAAGGAGCCUGAAAGCUUAAACAAAGCGUUGAUUGAAUAGAUUGGUCUGAUUUCUGCUCUCCCCACAACUGCCAUGCUAUAUGGUGCCAGCACACUUCAUAAUCGUGCAUUGAUCGCUGUAGACUAGUCUUAAGGAUACAUCCUGGUGUCAGUAUCCAAACGGACACGGGGUCAGCCAAACUAGACGUUGAAAGCUAAAUAGCUGCCGUCUUAUUUGCAGCUGUUUUUCUGGAGCAGACUUAUAUGAUCUCGUUGAAAACUUCUUCUGUAUGCAUUUGAUAAUGCCUCCUCUAACCGCUUACAGCAAGUCUGUGUAUUGUACCUCCACGCGUGACGAUUGUGGCCACUUGUCUGUAGGCUCGACUGACUUUUUUCCAUUGCCCAAAACUGACUAACGCAUGCCCAGUUAUUACGUUUAUGUCUUCGUCGACUAUCGAACUAGGUUUUUAGCUGACCUCCUGCACGAGUUCAAAAGUUCUUAGCAAUAAAAAAAUUGUUCCGGUGGUCACCACAUCCUCUUUGCUUAAACAUACACCUGGAACUCGAGCAUUCGCCUCCUGACAAGGAUGGCUUCAUCCCUGUCACCAAGAGUGGUCCCAUUUUGCCAUGGCUGCUUUAUCACAUUAUAGAGCCACGGCACCAAAAUUUUGAGAAGACUUUUAUUCUAUGUCGUAACGGACAAUAUAGGCGCAUAUUUACAAAAUCGUAGCACUUAUGGAACUAAACGAAAUACAUCGUCUACAGCGCUCGUUCGAAAAUAAUGAUCUUGCCUUAAAAGAAAGCAAGAAAUUGCUGUGGAGGUGUCAUUCCAUCGCCGAGAAGUAAUAGCUUUUAUGAGAAGAAUGUGGAUGCCAUAUUAAGAAGAGAAGUCAUUUGAGGAAAGUUGAUUUGUACAAAUACAGAGUCCAUGCCUCCGCUAACAGCUAAUUAACCAAAAGGGAAUAUGUACAAUGAACUUUUGAAAUAGUUUCAAACGUCGAGUUAAAUAUCCUCCAUGAAUUGUCGUGAUAGUCGCUACGACGUCCGACCGACCGGUUGAUGUUGGACGAAGCUAUGCACACCGAUACUGAUUAAAAUAUUUAUUUUUUGCCCUGUCCGGGGUGCACGUGACUGCAGUGAGGUUUCUUUCCUGGUUGGGGAGAUCGUAGUGAUAAAAAUUUUCUUAAGGUCACACGUCGAGAGACUGACCUCUGAAUAGCAUUGCAGACAAAUAUAAGGGAGACUGGAAUGGCCGUUUCUGGCUUAUUAGCCAUCGUCAGCCGGGCAUGCCGACACCAACGGGACGAAUGAGUUCAGUAAUGAUCGAUUAGCGCCUUCCUACCAUUGUAUAUGCCCAAUUGCAACCAACUGGACAACGAACCCGUGGUUCAGUGGUUUAGGCGUUAAACAUGUAACCAGCGGGUCGCGAGACCGAGUCCCAGGUGUUGAACACUUCGGGGUUGCGUAUGACCGGCCUACGACAGCUAAUAAGCCAGUAAUGGCCAUUCCAGUCCCCAUUGUAUUGGUCGGUAAUGCCAUUCUGUCCAUAUUAGUCGCCGCUAUCCGGCUACUGGCUGGGUUCGAGAGGGAGUCCGAAGACACAACGGGACGAAUGAGUUUUGUAACACGAUCGGUGAACGCCUCUCCAUUAGAAUGAUGACUGACAAAAACUGGAAUUUUAUUCAAAAGUGCAACCGGAGGCAGUGAUUCUGUGUAUGAGCGGGAUUUUUCCUCCAUAAAAUUGUCCUGUUCUCCUUGCCGACGCUGAAGGACGUUGAGUUUAAGGCCUUUCUUAGAAUGUUAGCGAAGGUUCACAGUUUCGACAUAUUUUUUGACCGACAGAAGAGGCAGUUCUUCUGUUUUAUGCCUACAGCAACUGUCACAUUGCAGUGUUUGAGGCCUGCCCUGUGGAAGUCGAAACCGCACCCAGUAGUUUUGGCGGUCAUGUCCAGCCGACUUCCUUGUCAUUUUGCAGUGUUUGCAGAAGAAAUAUCUGGGACUAUCUGUCCAGUCAACUGUAGGAUUUUUAUGCUGUCCCAUGCAUUGCGAGACUUCUGAAGGAUCUGAAGGGUUCAUGCAGUCGCCAAGUUAGAAGGAUGGCAUCAUCCAUCGGCUCAAGCUGUGUUGCGGUGUCAUGAUUUUGCGACCAUUUGUCGUUCGCAGACCUUAUUUCUACUAAAGGACGUCUGUACCAGAGGUACAUUUUGAUUUUUUGUGGACCGCCACUGAGUUUCUUUGUCACACAGCCUUUUGUCAUCUGAUGACAGGCGAAAACAGCUAAUACUGUGGCCGCAACUGUUUCUGCCUCCAAAGCCAUAUUUAGCUGUCAGUGCCACUGAGUGCCAUCUGUGCCUAGACGAUGGUGUUACUGACUGGCGUGAACAGUGAACAUACCCGGAAGAGCCGCUAUCUUGUUACUUGACAGCAUCAUGGACCAACCCUUGAUCCUUUUUCCUUGGCUGCCUUGUGAUCUGCGUGUUAGUCGUCUUUACUCGGCGCUCUUACUGUCAAAAGGCGAGGUUCGAUUGCACUGACACUCUGGUGAGAAUGGCAUUCGCUCACUCCAACGGGCUUUAUAACUUUAAAUAUAUGUUUUUCGGUUUCAAACGAUAACCCGUCCGAGAUUUCUUUUAGCUUCCACCGUACACGCCAGCCUCCGUCACACUCCUCCUACACUCUUCAGAAUCAGGAAAGGUUCGUCGCCGAUUCGUUAGCUUUUUGUCUACAUUUUGACAUUGUUUUCAUUCUGCAUGAACAUCCUAGAAAGAGUUUAAAGAGGAUGAACAAUAUGGGAUGGUUGAUUUUAAUGCCUCGAGUUAAACCAAGCAUCGAGCGAGUUCUGCUAACAGAGUGCUGAGAAAGUUAGGAUCUCAGUAAAUUAAAGUCUUAAAAAAUCGUCGACAUCUCCCUCACAAAUAAUUCUCCGGUUCUUCCUCCACUAUUCAUAAUCAUUGUCAUUAAUGUCGCCAGAUGAAGGCUUGACUCGGGUUAUUGUUUUCCCCUUCACGCAAUAAACAAAAUAAAGGGCUAGCUUAUGGAAGGCAGCUAUGCAGCUACGGCAGCCAAAACGUCCCGGUCUGGUCCUUUGGGCUCAGGGUUGGUUUGAAUAAGAAGAUGGGCUCACCGGAACGGGUUUAUUUAGGUGCCGACAUUUCGAAGAGCUUGGUCGGCUCUCCAUUGUCUUAGCGUACAAUGCACUUAAUCGACCAGAAAUGUAAAGUGGCAUGUUUUCUUGGCCGGCCUCAUACUGGUUACUGCCGUCCUACGAUAAGCUUCCUUUGCUGCGCACAUACCCCUGUCCCACCGCCCGACAUUGCUUCAGGCCUCACAAAAUGAGGUUAUACUUAAUGACGGAGACCCCAUUACGCUUUCAGCUAAUGAGGGUUCCCUGCCCCCGAGUGUGACCAGUCUCAAGUUUCGUCAAAAAUUCCUCUGUCUUUGCUGUUGGCUAGCUUCGAAAUAACCCUGCCAUAUUGGCGCCUACUAGCUAGGUAGUUCGUUCUGCUUAAUAGACCAUUUUUCGGACAAGCUUUGCAAUCUUGAUGUUGUGGUAAUAGUAGUAUUGGUAGUGGUAUUAGUGGUAAGUUCGUGCUGACCGAGAAAACCACUAUCCUUUCGUUUCCGACAUGUAUUUGGUAAGUUACAGCUCAUUGUCUGUCUUUGUUUCCGUAUUCUGUCGUGAACUUGGUCGGUUGAGCUAGAAUAGACUUGGCUUUUGAAACGCAAGCAUUAGUUAGUAAGGACACUCCUGCAUCUGUCGUCUUUAAACAAAAAAACAGUGCUUUGCUCUAGUUUUCUAGCAUCAGAACAGCAAAUCUUAAGCUCUACUUGCCUGUGCAUUCAUUAUUUACAAGACAGACUCACACAGCCGAAAGCGUUAUGCCUACAAUACCUGGUCAUAAGGCCAGCUCUCAUGUUGUCUUGUUUCUGUCCCCUUCACCUUCAUACAGCAAACUACUAUCCGCGCGUUUUUUCUUCUCUCUACACAUUUAGUUUUCAUGAGUUUGAUGAAACUCUUCCUGUCAGAAACAGGUAGUAGCUGUGGUAGUUUAAUAUAACCAUGUUCUGUUGGUAUACUUGUCAUUAUUCCGCAACGAAAUGCCUGUUUUAUGCUUGUUUUAUGCGCCAACGGCAGUAGAAGCUUAAAUUCUGGCUCGUGUGAUUGCAACCUUCUCGCGCUUUGAUUGCCGCUACCUUAGAUUUGCUUUUGGCUAUCGUAAGGGUCACCUUUUCCUUUGUGGUCGUGUGAGGAGACUUAGCCACAGCUGCCGCGCCGGCUCUGUUGACCGCUGCGGCGACGGCGGCAGCGGCUAACAGGAAUUUAAGCACAAGCGGACUUUCAGCCUGUCUCCUUUAUCAACAUCCGCUUAGCCCUUUUCAGCAUUAUUUUAAAAAAACAAACCUUGUUAGGGAACAGUGUGCCACCUCAGGCGUGGGGAAAUCCAUAAUAUACACGAUAAAAUGGUAUUUUAACCACUCUACCCGUACGUGACACUCUUUACACCAACCAUAUUGAGUUUUUCUCCUCAUUCUGCCAAAGAAAGAAUACUUCGGCAGUUCCUUCACGUUUUGCUCAUAACGCCUCUUUUGGGCUCGUUUGCGGCGCACACCAAUAGCAAAAUCACAAUGGAGAAUGACUGGGAACCCCGUCUAUUCCACGAUUCGUGUUAGUUGACGCUUGACAACAGUUUUCUCCUUGUUCAUGUUUAAUUCGUAGCUGGCUCAUCUGGAGGCAAAAAAGCCCAGGCUUCGGCGCAUCUCCUCCUCAGUUGCGGCGUUUGAUACGCGGUCGUCGGCAAAAAGUUCCCAAGUCCCCGAGAUUUUCUUGAUAGCGUACUUUGGGCGGUUGCCUUCGGUUGGAUAGUUGAUGUCGAUUGCUGAUCGCUCCCCAUGAUAGGCGUCAAUCAGCAUUGUAGAGAAUGCAAGGCUGAAGAAAGUUAGGGCUGAUAAGCAACCUUGUCUCGGCGAACUUCUGUGAAGUGCACAACCAUGUCGUGAUAAAACUACCUUAGCGUCGGCGUAAAUCUUCUGGCGAAUCCGAUUUACAUCAUAGUCUUCCAAAUCUCAUUCCAGUUCGCAGUGUCAGGGGCCAUAGUAAGAUCUGCAAAAGUGACGUAUUGGUUGAUUUCCAUCUUCCGGAAAAUCUCCUGUUGUUGCGCUGCAAUUAUCAUAUCACUUAACACUAUCCCGUUCCUAGAAUUCACAUCGGACCUCUUGAAGAAGUCUUUGUUGUAGGUUUGGUCAGGUCCUUGAGGGGAAUGCGAAGGAAGAUUUUGCAGUCCAUUCGGAGAAAUGAGGUCCCACUGUGACUGCAGCGGAUUUUUGUAUUUGUUUUUUACUUGUACCUUUAUGCAUUCGUAGUGUCCUUGACGUUUUAUGAAGUUUGUUUUCGUCUCCACGUCUCUUUGACUAGUGAGGUUAGUUCGUCCAAAUGUCUACGGUCAGCAUAUUUGUAGACGUCUGCUGGAACUGAGUCAGCUCCGGGGCUUUUUCACUUGACACCUGCCGCGCUGUCCAGGUUCUUUUCGGACAGCGAACACUGGGUUUCUGUGUGGUUGUUUAACCAACCCCGGUGUUUCUGGAAUGGUGUAGAUGCGACCCGCUGUCUGUCCCAUGUAUUCUUAACUCCUCACCCUCAGAACCUGCUUAUCGUCUGCUUAGCAUCCACUCUACAGAUCAGACUUCCCUACGCUUGGCAAAGUCCAGUGUCACAGGGCUCAGCCUCUCCACCUCUACCAGCCCCUGAGAACAUCGUCGUACUUGAAUUUGCAUUUUACUCUUCAAGUUGGCUAGGCUGGGAUCGGUGCGCCAUUUGACGCUCCAUAUCACCUUUGUUAAAAGCGUGCGACGGCUGACAUGAGCGUUCAUGAUCAUGGCAUAAUUUUUUUGCCGAGGAAUGGAAGUCGUAUUACGAUGAAUUUGUUGUUAAUUGCACGUGAAAGAGAGGACAGAUUCCUGGCGUAAUUUUUAAUGUCAAAGACAUCACCUACAAUCUAAAAACUCACAUUCCAAACUGCGCUCCACAGCUAUGAUCGCCUGAACAAGUUACUUGAAGUCCCAUUUUCCUCGGGCACCUCUUGUGGCCUCUUCCCCCGAGCGAAAGUGAUAUUCACCUAAGUAGGCUACAUAGACGUCCCAGGCGAUUAUCAAAUUCCAAUAUAACUCGUGACAUGGUGUCCCACCGAGGAGUUGUUUGUUGCCCUCUCCAUGGGACCUUUUGAAGGUUGACGUUGGAGGUAACUGAGUGACGAAGACGACUUGGGUAUCACCGAUUCCACUCUGUCCUUUCUCUUGUUACUGUGAUCCGAGAGUGAAAUUACAUCAAAACGACUGGAAAUAUGGCCGGGCGCAAUGACUGUCUUGCCGUAGCUCUCUUUGCACCUGUCAUAACUCGAGUCCGCAGUUGGAAUGUUUGCUGGGGGUGUGGCCACCGUCCGGAGCACAGCAUUUUGGGGUUCCAUAUGAGGAUUGGGUUCCAGCUAGAGGCUGAACAAAGCGACCACCACGUAAAAUCUGGGCCCAUGCCGUGAUCUUUCAUCCUUAUAAAGAGUUCCGGUCUUCGGAAUACUUCCACGCAUAGGAACGUCCAUGGGUUAGGUGGUUACGAGAUGUAUCGAUUAUGCCAAUUUUUUCGUUCCGAAAACUUGCGGCCACUUUCAUUCCUGCUAAACAAGGUGGUCCUGGAUUAUACUACCGUUAUAUCAUAUCCAAUCCGACCUUCUCUUAACCGCCUUGAUUGCACCUGGUCAAUUGCUCUUAUGAUUUCCAAACGAGCGCUGGAUAUGUAGGUUCGUUUUGAUGGUUUUGGUAACCUUACUUUGAUCAUAUUAUUCGUUCCUGUUUUCAUCUCUAGCCCUGUCGCGUGGAUUACGAACUAAAGGUCUACGUGGCUGAUGAGGAGGACUGUCGGCCGCAGAAACGGUAACUCGCUUACCUGACUUUGUGAAUUUCGUGCCCUUUAGACUGCCCCUUUAUUGGGGUAUCGAGAGUUUCUGUCCCGUACCAGUUUGAAUGUGAUAGAGUGCUAUUGGGUAUCCUUCUUAAUUGCAAUAAUUUGCCCUUUCACUUCAAGUUCGCGCUAUAUUUGACUUUAUCCUUAAUGAAGCCAGCAGGUUCUGAAAGCCAUAACUUUGCUGCGGAUGAUCACGAUUUCACUCAAUCGCUAGCUGUUUCUAGGACCUUGGGCAAAUCUAGUAUUUUUAGGACGUUUUCACUUAUCGAACUUCCGAGAACGGCAUAUGAGGCAUGCUUUGGGCGUAUCGCCAUCUUCCAAAGAAAUAACUUACAGUCAAACCCAGUGGUUGGUGUUUUCAUAUAAAGUGCUUGUCAUUCUGAACACACGAGAGGAUGUCUUUGCCCCACUUAUCAAUUUUAUUGCUUUAUUUCCUACAGAAAUUCAGUGCGAAUGAUUGUAAGAAAGUUGACCUUUGCUCCAGAGGAGCCCGGGCCACAACCGUCGACAGAAGUCUCGCGCGAGUUCCUCAUGAGCGUCGGAUGUCUUCGCGUUGAGGCUACGCUUGACAAGCAGGUUAUUGCAGUAUCUCUUAUCAGCCGAAGUUUCUUGGUACCUUAGCGCUUUGCUUCAAACAUGCUGAUCCUUCGUGUGUGCUCGUACUAAAGCUGUGACGAGACGCCUGCAGUUUGCUUUAUUUGUCCUCAGAAUUCUCCCUGUUUUGGGACCUCUUAACCUUAUACGCCCUGCCCACUUAUCACCUUUUUCUGACCCUACCUUUGGGACAAGUGCUAGUUUCUGUGGCUGUGAAUUUGGGCAGUCAAUUCGGCAGAAUCGGCCACAGCAGGGGCAACCAAAGCGCCUCCAACUGUUCCCUCACACAGUUGACACUUCUUGCCCAUCAACAUGUGGCGACGGCCGAACCAAAAAUCCCAGCGUAUGCGUGCCUGUUCGAAAGUUCGCUCGUAUACAGGCGUAUCAACUGAACGACGGGAUGUUUAUAAUUCAAGACCUUUGUCUAAUGGUCUGCCAGCUCCUGACCGCCUGAGAGUCUGACGGUGGGUUACCAGACAUUAAGCUGACCGACGCAGCCGUCGCUGUGACAGAUUUCAGAUACUCUGAAAGGUCAGACUGCACACGUUGGUCGGACCAGAAAUGUCUUUGAGGUGCUAGAUAAAUUGACGUUUUUUAGACGUGCCAGCAUUCGGGUCAUCCUACUACUUGUGCGUUUUCCUCAUUAUCACUCAACGUUGGUAACAGUAACGUCUGCAGAGUAGCGCGAUCGGUGAGGGACCUUCUACCAGCAGUUGUGUUUGCCAGACUAUAGGCAGUUGUCCACCACUACACUUGAGGGAGUUGUGGGCCUAUCGUGAAAAAUAAAACAACCGGCAGCUGACGGUUAACUCUUGCUCAUAGGUUUCUUAUCGGCCAAUUUUGUCUGUUUUCAAAACCCCGCGUGGGCGUGAUCGUCCUUCUUACCAGGAAUCCCCGUGUCGUUAUCGUUGGUGUACUAUUGCGACCUAGAAUAACUUUAUUAACUGCCGGAACGAGGGAUGUUUAUCCCCUCCAUAACACGAGUGUCUACUUCAGCCCCAGACAGAGGUGGUCAUGGAGGUAAUGCCAAUCUAAAUUAAGCUCUUUGGCGUGUACUAAUGCGAAUGCUAAGGACAUCUUCGUAUUGAAAUUCCCUGGCAAAUGGCGGCGUCCCCCUCCCCCCCCCCUCCAACUUAUUCUUGUCUGAUGGAAGUGGUAUUACAUUAAAAUAUACGUUUAUAAACGCGCCGUUUGACGCUUUCGACCGUUCAGCAUUGUUAUUCGGGACGAAAUAGCUCCCGAAAAGUCUGAAGGCGCACUCUAAGGUAUCCUUCAUCUUCAGCCUGUGUUUAGCAUAUGUCAUGUAGACAAACUAGCCUCGAUGUCUCGCAUAAGCCACUUAAGAAAUAGUCGUUUAAAAGCUCCAACAGCCGGGUAGUAUCUAGAUCCUUGGACUGCACCCCGAAUUAAGGACAACCGCGUCUUUAAGCAAGUCUGACGGUACAGUUGGGAAAGUUGCCAUCUUUCGCGUCGUUGGCUGGACACCCAUUAAGGCACCCGGUGCACCAGGGACGGCGACAGUUUUGUACUACCUUUCGUGAUGCGUUUUAAUGAAUCACUGAUGGUUCGUUCUAUUGUCGAGCUGAGGAUGCAGUGAGGGCUAUACUGUCAAAUUACUUGUAACCAGCUGAUCGUUUAUGUGACUCAAAAUAUCUAAACUGUCUUGUCGCACGCAAGUUUCUCUUCUCAAAUAAAAUCUGUACGUUUUCUCUACACCAUAUUAUGCCUAAUUCCUUUGCCGUCAUCUGAAAGAAAUAUUAUCGUGACUGGCAGACUUUGACAGUAGGCAUCUCAAUCCCUCGUCAUGAUUGUUUCACCAUUCAUAUCCUCUUGACAUCCAGGCUAAAUGUCUAUGACAGACCGUUUACCGAGCUACGCCGAGUUUUACAGUUUCACUUUUUUGCCGGCUUCGCCUACCUUUUCAUUUUUUACUCUAACUGCAUGGUACGCCCGCACACCACGGUCAACCUUAUUUAUCUUUCCGUUCAGAAAUACUACCACGGCGAGUCCAUUGCGGUAAACGUCUUGGUCGAUAAUAAUUCAAUGAAAACGGUCAAGCGGAUAAAACUCCUUGGUGAGUGUCCACUUUCUGCCAGUUCGCCGUUUGCAUAGCGGCCUGUUGAGCGGUUGUUCCCACAUUAAUAACGCCCAAAAGUAGUCCGUUAAUGAAGUUUGUAUGCACAUAUCCUUAACGUAUAAGGGUAAUGUCACGUACAGCAGUUGGUCAAAAGCCUGCUGUUUGAGAAUAGAUUCCAGCACGGAGCAUUUACCGGUGUAGCGGGUUCUUGGACGUUCUUUCCAGUGCACAUAGCCGUUUGGGUCAUAUUUGUAGACUUACUCAAAUAUGAAAUCUUAUUGCCGAGAGAAAUGAGCGUCUACAACGGAUGUUGGCAAUGAAUGUGCCUUAGAUCAACCAAAAGACUUUCUCUAAUAAGUUACCUUUUUGAAAAAAAGAUUUCAUUAGGUAUUUCACCGACAAACUUCGGCGUAAUUUACCUUUUCCCAAGAUUAAGCCAAGAUAAAAACUGGGUCGCUUGAUCGGCUUUCCACUUCCUUGAAAAUUAUUGAUAAUGCCUCUGCGACAAGUAAAAAGACUCACUUUCCCCUCUAUAUUGGAGCCUUUUUUGUAUAUUUAUUUCCCUAUAGUCUCCGUUCUAAGAUUGUAAAUGCACAGCUGGGUGGCCGUAUAAAUAGUAAGAUAUUGUGAAAACUGCUAAUCUUCUGCCUGUUCGUUUUAUAAAUAGCGCACUAGCAGAUAUCUAGGCCAUACAAAAAGCAUUAUACCGUAUGCUCCAAAGUUGACAUUGCCAUUUUGUGGGGGGCCUUUCCGCGGUAAGUUAUUAGGUAUUUGCAAAUAGCAGCAAAAUAGCAGAACGUUUAAAAAAGGAAUGUCAGUAAGCUUUAUUACUGCGUUUUAGGGUAUGAAAUCACACAGAUUUGCAAAUCUGACCUUAACAUCUGUAAUGUCUGGUUCUCUAAAAAUAACCAGCUUGCUUAAACCUUGUUUUAUCUGAUUUACUUGGUGAAAAAAGUCACUUUUCGGCUGCGGUAAGUUUCGUUUGGUAAAACUCUCGAGUUUAGGCUACUCUCCUUUUAUAGAAAAUACGCUCGGAUGCGCAAACUUAGUCUAGGAUAGCUAUUAGCAUAGGAAACCUCCGUAACAGAAAGUAGCAUAGAAUUCCGCUCAAAUUUGUGAACAUUUUUCUGAUGAAACUACUUAUAAACAUUGUGCACACAAAAAAAGACAUUUGCCGGAAUAAUCUAGACAAAUAAUUAAAAUGUGCAGCAUUUUAGUUGAUCGUCUCAGUUUCCGUCAUUACAUUUCAUGAGUUAGAUUGCAUACUGUAUGGUCGCAAUCCCAACUUUAUUUACUUUAUACUACUCGUCUCUUCCACGUUUAACAUUACUAAUCAUAAUUCACCUGUGUUCUGCGAAGGAGUUUACUUCCGCAAGCGCCGACAGUGUGCAGCAAUUAAACCGCAAGUCUUCCUUCAUUUCCUGCUUCCUACACCGCGUCUUUAGGAAAUGGGGUACCCCUCGAUAGCGUAAUUUUUCAUCAUUCAGUUUCCUUUAUUUCCACUCGCUGCUUACAUUGGAAUUUUGCAGCCUCAGUAGAACGCACAUCCUCCGCAUUAACUACCGUCAGGGCGGAUUCAGUCCUUGAUUGUCCUUCCCACGCUGGAAAUUUUCUCAUUUGAAAGCCGAAAUUUACGAUUUUGAUGACUACUGUGUAUUCGUCUUUCAGUUCGUCAGUAUACCUCGAUUUGUCUUCCGAAUGCCAAUCACUACAAGUGCAACGUGGCGGAGCUUCAGUCAGAGUAAGUCCUAUUCUCUAUGUACAGUGGUUCAAAGCCUUUUCCAGAUGUAAUUAUGUCAGGUUAUCAUUUUUCGUUCAGAGGGUUUUUGGUCGUCCUACAGUGAUGGACAUCCUCCAAAAUUCGACCAUCUGAUUCAGUCAUUUAUCAAUGUCAUUCUCUUUAGUUUCAUAUACCAGUACUAAUUGGAAACUUGUCUCCUUGUCAGCCAUGCAUCUGUAAUGCACCCGAAUUAACAUGCGGGUGUUAUUUACUAUCGGAAUUUUUUGCUCACUUAUCUAAGUGGUUGGAUGUGUUUGUUGAUGGUCACGGGCGAUAAAAUGCGCCCUGUUAUUGUUUGUCAUCAGUUGUCUUCUCUAGAAUCGUCAGUUCUGGCCAAUUUCCACAUGCCAAAAACGGUGAUUCAAUCGGAAAUCAUUUCUAUCCCUGGAUGCACACCUAUCCAGCGCGUUACUUUUGUCCAUUCUUUAGUGAGGGCUUCCCGAUUUCCCCAAGCCAGACGGGCUGGUGCAAGAUCUACCGCCUGUGCCCAUUAUUGGCUAAUAACCGCGAUAAGCCAGGGCUCGCUCUUGACGGUGACCUAAAGAAUGAGGACACCAAUCUAGCCUCCUCUACUAUGUAAGUAGAUUUGUAUUUAUCUUCGACCGAAAGUAAUUUUGUCCUUCACAAGCCGUUACCCUUAGCGCUUAUCCCUUUUCUCCGUUUACGCCAGGGCUUCACCAAAGUCUUCCCACGAGCCAAUGGGUAUUGUUGUUCGAUACAAAGUGAAAAUACGUCUUGUACUCGGAUUUGGGUUAAGGUUCGUUAUUAUUUUGCUUGCGUGCGAUCUUAUAUUUUUUCGGAUUUUGAUAAAGUAUCCUCGGUGGUUGGAUUUUUUUAAAAGACGGACCUCCCCUGUGUGGCUCUCCACUCUAACCGUGAUAUUUAUCACUGAUCAUCCUCGGCUGAAUUACACGAAGGUCGAAAUGUUGGGAAAAUAAUGAACAGUCAGAAACACACGAAUACCACUGGCUAUACGUAGACAUAUUUUUUAAAGAAACCUUCCCACUAUGGCAGAUAACAAAUUUUUCUCCAUCUGGAGUGCGUAUCAUGUCGUGUGCAGAACGCGUGGGCGGGCUGCUUAGCUUUUUAAGCCCUUGCGCCCAAUCCUAUCGAUAGUUCGGCCGUCAAGUUCGACGAUGUCCACCGUGUGCUUCACAGCAAGGCGAUGCAGGGACGGUAACUUGCGCGUGAAUUAGAGUGAUUGUAGACUUGCACAGCAUCUACCUCGCUCUCUUUUCACUCCCAAACUGGAACCGGUUUCGAAACAGAGCCAAGGAGACCGGAAAUGGGGAGAGGGCGCAGGUGGCUCGCACGGCCGGAACCGCACCUAGGCGUGCCACCACCCUCGUCCACACAGAAAAUGACCAAGAUUUUUCGCCAACAACAACAACACCCCAACAGGGACCAGAACGACAAGGGUGACUGGGCACCCACCUGUGCACCUAGCGGGAGCUCAAACGCUUCUACCGGCAGGGCACCAGGUGUCAGGGAACUGCCAGCGCAUACCAGGCUGAGAGGGCCAUGGUUUGCUGAUACUGGCGUAGCACACGCCUACAGACCUUUUGACUUAAACGGGUGACACGUGGUCCUGCAUACAGCCUGGACCGUCAGCCUUCAAGGUUAGGUAAACAAACAGUCUUCGACUGAGUCGUCGACUGAGAGGCACUACCCAUAAAGUAUAUAUAAUCUCCUCACAUACAUGAGUGUCACAGAUCGCUGGAGAAGGAUCCGUUUCAGCCUAGCUCUCAGCUCACGAGUUUGCCACUCCACACAAACACACACAACUGGACGGACUGCGUGAACUGAGUUGGGGCGUCAGUCGCCUCCCUUCCGAGCCACGGCGCUCGACGCACCGUCUUCGUCUCAGAUUCCGAUCACACAUGCAGCAGGAGAGCCGCAGGGAGAAGGAGCCGUGACGCACUCAUCCCAUUUGCGUGGGGGGUGACAGUUUAGUGCUUGCGGUGGGUGAUUUUGAUGUUCAUUGAGUUGCUGGUGAGGGAGGAUGUUAUGAUGUGGUGCAGUCGGUGGUUGUCUAUCGUAGGUUUUCGUGGAUGCGCAUGUGGCCUGCUAGACCCAUGCGGUAAAUAGAUGUGCGAGUGCAAUGUGGACAGUGAAGGCGGAUGCGGUGAAUGUCGGUUGAUGCUCCAGGCCCUUCUUCGCCGGUCUGUGCGAUAUAUUCGCAAGUGACCGAUUAGGCCGAUGCGUGAGGUGGGUAUGCGGGGAUAGUGUGGGAAUGAGAGGUCGGCGGUGUCGGUAUCAUAUUUGGCGGUAGAGGUGGUGGUAUUGGUGGGCACGCUGGGCAAUGGGAUGUGGGUUGGGUUGAGCAUGGUAGGCGUGUAAGAUGUACUGAGUGUGGCGGAGCUGGUGUCGGUGGGCGCGCUGGUCUGCGGAGCGUGGGCGGAACUAGGCUUGGUGGGUGUGCGGGGUGUCAGGGCUGCGGUCAGUUCUGCUCCCUUGAAUACGCAUUUGACCGAAUAGGCCCCUGCGGUUCAUGAAUGUUCAAGGACAGUGUGGACAGUGGUGGCGAAUGCGGCGGGUGUAGGUUGGUGCUCCAGGCACUGGUUCGGCAGUCUCCGUGCGAUGAAUUCGCAAGUGACCAACCAGGCCGAUGUGUGAGGUGAAGGUGCUAUCGCAAUGAGGACAGGUAUAGACCGGGUCCUCACCACUGAUGUGCCAGGAUUGUGCGUCAUGUUGGUGAUGGUGUCAUGUAGGUGUGCCCAAUCCUAUCACUAGUUAAUUGGCAGACUCGGGUAGUCGGAUUGCGCAUGAAGGAUGUGAGAUAGAAUGAGACGGACACUGAGAUAUUUGUCAUCACUGAAAUGUAGCGCAUUCCUUUCAGCCGUAAGCCCGAAUCGCUUAAAUCUACCGCGAUACGCCAACAGUUGUGGCUUGGAAUGCCGCCAAUUGAAGGAAUAACGUGGCCCUGCUUAGGGCUAAAGGCCACUCCUCAGCGACUCCCUCAUAAUGUGGUCCUUAAAGGACUCACAUCGAUCUGCGAUCCGAGCUGCCCAUACAGUGGCCUUGCGCACGUAGUGUGGAUCGGUUCGUGUGUGACUGCCUCUGACGGGCUUAGCAUUGUCAGCUACUACACCCGGGUCCAACUCCGGUCGUUUUCACAUUCUUUUGCCGUUGAAGAGAGGCAAGUGAGGGAGGAGAGAGUGAGGUGGGUGCUGCGAAAGUCUGCCUCACUAUAAAUGAAUUCGUGUGCAAGCCACCAACUCUGCGCCUACUCCGUGGGACACUCGAUGGAGGUUGUUACUUACGACAGUCGGAGUGUCGUACGGGAACGCCCACCAUCCUCCCAAUGAUGACCCUGCGGACACCCUUCCAGCCUGCCCUCAUUGUGGCCGCACUUUCAAAUCACGCAUCGUCCUAGCCGGUUACUUACUGUUCUGUCGUGAGCCAGUAAACCAGCGCGUGGAGUCCCGACCCGCCCAUGCUUGGGUCUUUGUGGCCAAAUGCGCACUUAGAACGGCAGGACCCAACUCUGCAAAUAACAGUUCCACCCCCAACAGCGUCGCCACUACCACCAGUUCCGUAGGCAGUUCCGUAAUGUCCUUACUGUCAUUGUAAACUUGAGUUGCCGUUUCCUUGUCAGAAGUGGACAUCUGGUGGUCUUUGAUUGCCUUAAGGUGCGCAAACAUGCAGUCUUGCAACUGGAAAUAUUUUGGUUUUCCCUACCUAGCACACCGGUCUUUCUGUCAAUACUUCGGUAGAUUGUGCGUCUUAAGUUGUCCUUUUUAUGCGGUGAAUCUAAUUUCCAAGUCGCCUUCCGAUAAAAUAUGUUCUAAACAAUAGAAAAUUUCAUUUCUGCACAAAAAGGAGUAGUGUCUUUUAAAAUCGAUUCAUUGAAGCCAGAUUUUUCCCUCUGCCAAAUACCUGAAAUGUGUUCACCAAAUCAAGUUUUGGUUGGCCUUCUCCAAGGAAACUUUUGUCUUUAUGCACAUUUCUAGAAACAGAUGAGAAAGCUCAUGCUGACUGUGUAGGACCGUUUUGGGAAACAUCGUCUUAAGUGACUUUGGGAAUCUUAAAUUGAGAUCCAUUGUGCUGCUACCUGUCUGAUUCUUGAGGUUAUAUCCCGUACAUUUGCCUAUUCCUGCCAACUUGGAAAAUCUUUGCUAUCCAUUAACAUCAUUUGCUGCUUUAUGAACCAUACCGUACGUUGCUCUCGGCCUGUUGAGCUAACUCAAUGAUAACUAGCCUCUUUUUGCGCCCGGAACCUAUCCUACGCACGCAAACCCCGAAGUAGGACCUGAUUUCUGUUUUCGUAAUGGCGUUCAAGCCACUCUUUUCCUACUCUCCUUCCACACAGGAAUAUGCUUGAGAUACGCAGCAACUUCUGUCAAGUGUUAAUUUGGCCAAUCUGUUCCUUUUAUAGCGACGUCUGCCUGGAAUUGCCCUUCAUUCUUACUCACCCGAACUGCGAGGCCAGCAUGACGGAAGACCAUCUGGACCAGGAGUUCCAUUUCGAUUGGUUUGACGCGAAGAAUGAAGAGUCUACCAACCACGCCCACUCCGCGCCCAACAGUUGCGUCGGCGAUGAUAAUCAAAUAGAUCCUGGUAUCGCAAGAACAAGUAUUUUUUCGCACUCUCUGGCGCCUAUAAGUGUGCGCAAACCGCCCCUCACACAGUCUGGUGCACCGCAGAUGGGCGUAGCGGUGCGUACACAGGCCGCAUUGAACGCAUCACCGCCUGUGAGCGAUCCUCCUCCGCUCAAAUUCGCUGGAAAGCCAUUGCCGAACCAACACCUUUCUCUACAUCAAGUUACCUCGGAGGAUGUCAAAGAUGCGGGUGGUAGUGGUGGAGCGGGCAUCCGAACGGAACCGGCCACACCGACUGGUCACAUAGCAGGCUUCCUGCGCGCGAUGGAUGUUGGUCCCUCUAGCCAAUCGCAAGGUUUUGCUGCCUACUGUUAUUUGCCGUCGACACGCUUCCCAUCCACCUUUGCUCUCUCCGAUUUUCCCAAUUUUUCGCCUACAGGAAUCUCUCCGUCUUUUAAUGGGUAUGUUCGAUCCCAUCGAAGGAAGAUGGAUUUGUCACUAAGUUCCACUUCCCUCCUUUAACCCUUUAUUUUGUUAUAUCCAAAAAAUAACUGCAGUAUCGCUGCCGGACUGGCCCCAGUGAGAGCCAGUCGGGACUCGUGAACACGACUCCAAACAACAUCGUUUCCGGUGAUACCGAACGUUCGACAACACAUACCAAUCUUUCAGUAUUCAAUCAUCGCUUAGCCACCACCGGCAAUCUUUGAUAGACGAUAGUUCUCACGAUGGUCGAAAUCCGGCUGCUCUUUGUACAUUAGUCCUGAACUUUUUUGGAUGUACCUGAGAAAAACCUGACUGCCACUUGGUCUCGUAGACAGGAUUUUAUGGUCCCCUGAGGAUUUUUACCCCACCUCACUUCAAUGACCAUGGAAGAAUUCUUUGCAUGAUGACGCUGCCGGGAACUUAUUGGUUGAUCACAGUUCAGUUGGCAGAGUAUUAUCGGCCUCUGGUUAGUUGCGUGUAUACACUCCGUUCAUUUUGUGGCAUUGUAUUAAAUCGACAGUGCGCAUUCGCCUCGCUGGACCUAGGUCGUCACAGACUGAUAUUGGUUGCCAAGCCAGCCAGUUCGUGUAGGUCUUCCGGGGUGGCCGUCUGCGAGUGGAUGAGUGUUUUAUGCUGCGGUCAGACCUUAUAGGCGAACGUCAGUUGCACUUACUGUCAAUAUUACAGACCUUAAGCCCAUAGCAUUGCGGCAGAGCUUCUGACCUCAAUCCGCCUCGAAACGGUGCGUUAGGGCUCAAUUGUGAGGUCGUUGGGGUUUGCAUAUGACGUCUGUCUGCUCUUGGAUAACGUGUAAGCCAGAUAGGUUUCCACAUUUCCCGUUAGUCACUGCUCCUCGAUUCCAAACGAUCAUCUGCGAAGGCCAUGGUUCGGCUGGUUAGCUCCAGCUGUCCUUUUCUAGUUUAACCCUUAAUUGCAGGUUUCUUUCUUUGUGUUUUCGCCAAUGAAGACUUUGAAGACCGGGGCAAAUAUUUCUGGCUUGGCCGAGUUAGUUUGUCGUGCUGGUUGAUUGUCGGUCCGUCGACUGUAAAUUUACUCUCUUUAAUCCACCCUCUCGCUCAGAUCGGGGUUUCGUGUCCUGUAUCAGCUCGAAUGCCUGCCAACGUAUGUUGCAUAGGAUGAACCUGCAAUGGCCUGUCGCCUCUCCCAGUCCAUUUACUUUAUUUGUUAACGCUCCUGCCAACAGCUACAAUGGUCGUUGUUGUCCUGCAUAGCAUCGAUGAUAUGUGCAUAAAUUAAAUUAUAUUGGGGAGACUUGCAUCAAUACCAUCCCGUUUCUUCCUUAUCGUGUUCAGUUUAAAGGAUUUGGCCAGUGCAACUGCAGGCGCGUUUGAGCGCAGGUAUAACUUGUCAUAUUGUUCUAUACCACGGCUGCUCUCUGCCAUGUCCGAAGCAAGCCUCACACAGAUUCACCCGGUUCCCCAAAUUAACUUCUGUCUACCUGCCGAGGCAACUGCCCGGUUGUGAUGCGUACACUCAACAGCCUUGUGGACUUAUGGAUGUGAAUAGAAUGACCGCUUCGUGCACCUUGACAUUUGUCACUAUCAUCACUUCAUCGGCAUAGUUGCUGUUUCUGCCGUCCACUCCCAAUACAGAAGGCCUAACUUUGGAAACAAGGUGUUCAGGAAUCAGCCCAAGGAACUCGAACCGAAAACAGUUUACGCGAAUGCCACUGACUUUGAUCCGAUGUCAUAUCCGCUAGUCUUUUCCCCUAUACUUUGUAGGAACCAGAUGCAGCAGUUGCGAGCUGGCCACCUUCAUGCACUACGUUAUGCCAUGAUCCGCCGGACGAGGCCACCUCGGGCUACGUUAAAGGGACGACUUCCUUUGGUACCUAGGGCGAUACUGAACGCCUCCACCCACCCUGCGGCACUCUAAGUUGGGAUUUGAAGAUUAAGCCGAACAAUGUGGACUGAAGACCACCUAUAUUGUAGUGGGCAAUAUUGACCACGUCGUAGUGCUGAAAUGGCUUGUGACCUUUUUAAAAAUAACCUAUUUGCCAAUUCAAUACCUGGCCACACCCGCAAGUACCGCAUGUUUGGCGAUCUGAGACUGCUUAUUUCGCAUCGCGCCUUCUCGAGGCCAACGAGUGGGUCCUGUCAUCCCACCACGGCUAUAUUAACCACGUUAUUUAAAAAGAUGAUUCUACGCCUGCCUGUUUAGCUGCAGUCACUGAUGCUGCUUCUUUUUUAUUUUUUUCGGCCACCGACAUUGGAUGUACUGCGUUGCUUACUUUCGCUUAGGCUGUAAUACGUCUUCAUUCUGCAACCGUUUGCUAAUCGGUUUUUGAGAUGUAAAGCUGUCUUUCGCAUGAGGAUUGACCUAUUGACCCCGGCUAAUGUAGCAGGUCUUUUGAUCAACAACGACCCUUCCAGCUCGCGGUUUUUGCCGAUGCACCCGUGUCAGUCAAGUUGACGUCAACUGUUCAUCCAGAGUUUAUGUGUGUGCGCCUGAAUAAUUUCCCAGGGCAGAUAAAUUUGCCUGAAAGGUAGGCUUCAUACCGAUAGAGGGGUUGCAAUUCGCUGUUUCUGGCUACAUUUCCUGAGAUCAGUGCUGCCAAAGGGUGUGGUUGGCCACCCAAAAUGAUCAGCUGUAAAAACAACGACAUUCCACCGAUGAUCCAGCAAACUUGCUGAUUUGUGAAGCAAGCAUAAAGACAACCGUAUCGACUUCCUGUGCAGAGGGGUUCGUUGUGAGUAAACUAAUUAACUCGUAAUUAUCAUGUUCGCCUUAACAGUGGGAAAAAUCACUUAGAGGAAUGAACUAGUUGGUCUCAGCCAAUCUUGGUAUCGGAGGGCGGUAUUGUUGUUUCCUUGGAUGCUCGAGAACGCGCUCAGAUGUUGUACGAGUGCCCCGGUAAGGCGUCUGGGGUAGACUUACUAGUGCGCACUUCGGUUUUCUAGGCGGCCCCUAAUGGCAGGUACAGUUGAUUUUCGACGGCAGUGUACUGGCAAAAUACCCCACCAUCUGUUUUUACCCCAUCUGCGUGCAAAGUGAUUCUUCAGGAUAAUGGUGCUGAUUAUCGGGUCGUUUCAGACAAAAGUAAUUAUGCAGCCAUGCCUCCAAACUAUUUUUCACCUUCCUUAGUUCGAAGGGUUUUGGCCAACCCACUCUACCCGUAUCGGAGUCGAGGGCAGCCUUGCGUUCCUUCCCCAGCUCUGCGGGUCCAAAUACUCCUACUCAGAAGCUUGCAAGUCUUGGCCCCUCACCACCACGCCCUCUCUUGCUGACGCGUCAGUUGGGCAACACUGAUGCCGCCUUGCCUUUAUUACCUCUUGGCCAGAUGGGCCCUAACUGUAACACCAACAACGGCAGUAGUGGUGUCCUUGCUACUUCCGCCGGCAUCCUCACCGACACCGCCGGCCCUGCAUCCCUCUUCCAUUUACCUGUGGUGCCUUGCAGCCUCACUCCGAAUGCCCCUCAUCCCUCGCGUACCGUUCAAAGUGUGACUGCCAGCACUGGGGCUUUUGCUACAACCUCUUCCUCGGCCCUCCCCGCCUCCAGCGAAGAUGACCUCAUCUUUGAGGAUUUUGCCCGCCUUCGUCUGCUGAGUCAUCAGCCGCUCUCGGGUGGUCAUGCUGCCUUUUUUCCUGCCCCCGACCCACUCUCCUUGCGAACUGAACCCCAUUAA
Molecule: messenger RNA, 22890 nt
Organism: Spirometra erinaceieuropaei
Lineage: Eukaryota; Metazoa; Platyhelminthes; Cestoda; Diphyllobothriidea; Diphyllobothriidae
Source: the annotation of a GenBank genome assembly